AUGGGUGUGAGAGCAAAGGCCUUCUGGAAGGCCUUUUCCACGAACCUCUUUGACUAUGAAACACAAAAGGUUGUGCAGAUUAAUUCAUUCAAAAUCGGCUUUACCUACCGUCUGAUACAACUCGGGAUUGUGCUCUACGUUGUGUUCUGGGUGAUGUAUUAUGAGAAGGGCUACCAAGCCUUCGACGAAGCUGUUAGUGGUGUUACGGCUAAACUCAAAGGCAUUGCUUUCUCUAAUCGCACAAAGAGCAAUAUUGGGGCAAUAGUCUGGGAUGCCGCUGACUACGUCAUUCCGCCUCAACAGCGCUCUGCAUUUUUCGUGAUGACGAAUCUUGUUACAACUUCAGGGCAAACACUAGGCACUUGUGAAGAGUCCCACGAUGUUGCCGGCAACGACUGUAAGUCGGAUAAAGACUGCGAGGCUGGUUGUAUUGUGAUGGUAGGCAGUGGAGUCCAGACUGGAAUAUGUGUCCCAUCAACACGUAAGGCCAACUUAAGCGUCUGUGAAAUCUAUGGGUGGUGCCCCACCGAACACGAUGUUCUUCCAAAUGAUUUCAUAGUAGCCAAUGCCCCCAAUUUUACUGUGAUGCUUAAAAAUAGCAUAGAAUUUCCACAAUACCAUGUAAAACGACUCAAUAUUUUAGGCUGGAUGGAUAAACACUUCCUAUCCACUUGUCGAUACAACCCGAACAACGAAAAAUUGAAGUAUUGUCCCAUUUUUCGUCUUGCGGAUAUAAUGGAGUACACAGAGGCGGAAAAUAAACAAAUAUGGAACAAAGGAGGCAUGGUAUCAAUUCACAUUGAGUGGAACUGCAAUCUGGACUACAACGAGGAGCAGUGCCUGCCGAAGUACAUAUUCCGUCGGUUAGACGAUUUUGACAACCCUGUGGGAAAAGGAUGGAAUUUCCGAUUUAGUCAUCACUAUAUGGAAGGUAACGUGCGAAAGCGAAAUCUCAUAAAAGCCUAUGGAAUACAAUUUUUCAUCACAGUCUACGGUAAGGGUGGAAAGUUCCAUUUGCUCACAUUUUCCAUGAAUCUUGGGUCGGGGCUUGCUCUCCUCGGUAUUGCGACCGUACUAUGCGAUACAAUCGUUUUGAAGAUAACCAGGAAACGUGAAGUUUACCGAAGUGCAAGGAUCGAUCUUGUGGCACAGAUGCAAAGGAAACAAAAGAAGGCCCAUAAUCCUCGGAUCAGGAUCCGACUAAACAGGGGCAGAACACUACGGCAUGAAAGCAGCUUUCCCGUGGUCAGCUCCUCAACAUAG
Messenger RNA from Echinococcus granulosus, 1263 nucleotides. RefSeq names its product P2X purinoceptor 4. Gene Ontology annotation, cellular component: nuclear inner membrane; plasma membrane. Gene Ontology annotation, biological process: response to ATP; monoatomic cation transmembrane transport. The record is from RefSeq and is a predicted model, not a curated record. The coding region runs from base 1 to 1263 and encodes 420 amino acids. Lineage: Eukaryota; Metazoa; Platyhelminthes; Cestoda; Cyclophyllidea; Taeniidae. The transcript has a single exon. Gene Ontology annotation, molecular function: extracellularly ATP-gated monoatomic cation channel activity; purinergic nucleotide receptor activity.